This is a messenger RNA of Cajanus cajan (pigeon pea), 1382 nucleotides long. The record is from RefSeq and is a predicted model, not a curated record. Lineage: Eukaryota; Viridiplantae; Streptophyta; Magnoliopsida; Fabales; Fabaceae.
CACAACGAUACGCACUACACCUAAUAUAGAAAUACAUGAGACGCCAGGCAGUAGUACAUUCUCUAUGCCACAGGGAAGGACUGAAGGAAUCAUGUCUAGUCUCAGAUUAAGCUCAAGCUUUAAACAAGUGUUGGGUAGUCACAAUGAUAAUGGAAGCGAUCAGAACCGAGAAACUGUUUUGGAAGGAGAGAAUUUAAUAGCGAGUCUGGAUAAUGUUGGACCUGGGGAAGUUAACUGUGGUGGUGAGCUUGAAACUGAAAUGGAAGAUCAACCCAACCCUCCUAAAUUGGAUGAAGGAGAUAGUCUAGCUUGGAUUGCUCAAAGCAAUAGAUCUACAAACUCGGUUCACACAUCUCAAGGUGAAAAAACUGGGAUGGAAAAUCAGUUAGAAAGACAGAAGCACAUGGCAAAUCCAAGAAGUUCAAUACCGAGUUGGACAGAGGAACAGCUGGAUGAGCUUUUAGCGUUUGAUUGAGAUAACAAUUUCUUUUAGUCAAAGCAAAGUAUACAGGACAAGAUGAUGCCGAUGUGUACCUAGUUUUCAUGUAUCUUAGUGGUGUAAUUUUUAGCAUUUUGAAGCUACACGGGUUUAGUAAAUAUUUUAGAUAUAAUCAUAGAUCCUUUCAGAUAGAUGCUCAGGCAGGAUUGGGUUGCUAGCUUUGUUCAACAGAGGGCCUUGGGAAUGCACCCAGUUAUGGUUCCAGAAACUGAUGGGGCCCCAUCACCAAUCAUCCAUCUCAAAUUCUUCAAAACAUCUUCCCAAGAUUUACAAAUACCCCUCCAGAGAUUUGAACAUGGCCUAUUAGGAUUAAUGUGAGGGAGAAUACCGUUCCCACAAUUGUAUUCGGAUUUAAUCAUUUGGACCCAUAGAGCUUCAUUGUUUGAACAUACGCGGGGCUUAAGAGCGUAGACCCAAACCCUCAUGGAAUGACAUACGCGGGGCUUAAGAUUAUGAUUCCAGUCCCCCGUAGACGCCCAACUCUCAUUGACAAACAUGGAGAAAUCUGAAUGGGUUAUACAAGAAGCUAGAAAAAGAAAAUGCCUUCUUUGCGUGGAUGAUGUGUGUUGGAUAUUGAAAUUCAACAACAGCUUCUUGAAAGCAUAUCCUCCAUUCCCAAUAUACAUAUCCCUACUAGAGGCUGACCGACUCAACCAAUUGCAAAGUUAGAAUAUAGAAGUCAGAAUCCACCUAAAUAAUUCAUAAUGUGAUUAUAGUCUAAACAUAUUCCCACCAUUCAUGGUAGAAGUAAGCGCUGUUUGAACUCACAAUAUCGUAUCACUAAAUUUUCCAAUAGGUAUGUACUAACAACCUUUCAAACCUAGGGUCAUAUCACAUGCGUCAUGUCUUCCAAUUUUGAUUCUUUCCUAUAAUAUUCUCUCUC